Molecule: messenger RNA, 750 nt
Organism: Medicago truncatula (barrel medic)
Lineage: Eukaryota; Viridiplantae; Streptophyta; Magnoliopsida; Fabales; Fabaceae
Exons: 2
Coding region: 125-688 (187 amino acids)
Source: RefSeq, a predicted model, not a curated record
CAUUCUUUAUUUCAAUUACUCUUCCCUUCACGGCGACGCGGCACGGCGAGGCAGCUUCCUAACUGCCUCGGCUGUCACCAUCACCACCAUUACUAAUUAAUCAUCAAAAUUCAUAAUUAAUAUUAUGAGUAGCGAGGAAAUAGUGUUACAGGGAGGAGGAGUCUGCGAAAACGAGUUUUCAGAUCAGGAGGAAGAGUUGCAACAGGAACAUUCUGAUCAGAAGGCCGAGGCAUUGGCGUUUAAGAAAAGGAAACGUCUAACAAAGCAACUAUCAAUGUGUGGAACACCAGGAGACAUGGCGUGGGAAAGAAGGCGUCGACAAACUCAACGUAGGAGGAAUAGCAUGCACGAUUGCAACGACGAAGAUCUAAAUGAGCUUAGAGGAUGUAUUGAAUUAGGAUUUGGAUUUAAUGAGGAAGAUGGACAAAAGCUUUGCAAUACAUUACCGGCUCUUGAUCUAUAUUUUGCCGUUAACCGGAACCUGUCUCCAAGUCCGGUAUCUACACCUACAACUCAUCGCACUACUCACAGCCGUUCAUCUUCAUCUAUUGCGAGUCCUACUGGUAGCAUUGUUGAUUCUGAUUCUUGGAAGAUUUGUAACCCAGGGGAUGAUCCAGCACUUAUAAAAACCAAAUUAAGGCACUGGGCUCAAGCUGUUGCUUGUUCAGUAAUGCAAUCUCAUUCAUGAUGAAGUCAAGUGUGGGAUACAUACAUCAUAAAUAUGUUCUGCUUUUCUUUCUUUUUUUGUAC